Amphibalanus amphitrite is the source of this 384-nucleotide messenger RNA. RefSeq names its product ATP-dependent RNA helicase A-like. NCBI's taxonomy places the organism in Eukaryota, Metazoa, Arthropoda, Thecostraca, Balanomorpha, Balanidae. The coding region runs from base 37 to 384 and encodes 115 amino acids. The transcript has 2 exons. The record is from RefSeq and is a predicted model, not a curated record.
CAUACUCGUCUGAAGGAGCAACGAACGGAACUCAACAUGAACUUCAGCUUUGUGGUUGUCCUCGUCGCCGCCCUCGUGGCCAUCGCCUCGGCUGACGGCGGGUUCAGGGGCAGCCAAUUCAGUGGCCGACAGUUCAACAAGGGCGGACACUUCAACAACUUCGGACGCUUCAACAGCGGCUUCGGCAGCGGCUACGGCAGCGGCUUCGGCAAGGGCGGCAACAGGUUCAUCGGCGGCGGACAGCGGUUCAACAGCGGCUUCAACAAGUUCAACUCUGGCUUCAAGUCUGACUUCAACUCCGGCUACGGCGGAGGUCGUCUGCACGGCUCUGGCUUUGGCGGCGGCUCCUUCAACCGGUUCCGCAGUGGUAGCGGCUACUUCUAA